Messenger RNA from Penicillium coprophilum, 1788 nucleotides. Its product is annotated as SAP domain protein. The transcript has a single exon. The coding region runs from base 1 to 1788 and encodes 595 amino acids. NCBI's taxonomy places the organism in Eukaryota, Fungi, Ascomycota, Eurotiomycetes, Eurotiales, Aspergillaceae. The record is from RefSeq and is a predicted model, not a curated record.
AUGACUGACUAUUCGUCGUUGAAAGUGGCUGAUUUGAAGGCCGAGUGCAAGAAGCGCGGCGUCCCUCAGACUGGUCUCCGCCUCAAGCAACAAUUCAUUGACAAAUUGAUUGAGCUUGACUCACAAACAAAUCAGGACACGACUGAAGCAGCAGAUCCAGCCAAAGAAUCCGCCGAACCACAGUCAUCUGCACCAGACGCUGAUUCUCAAGCAAAGUCGCAGCCCGAAGAAUCAGAGAAUGAACACCCUGAGCAACCAAAGGAAGAACCAACCUCACAAAUCGACGAAAAAGCAGCACCUGUGUCGGUUUCCAAUCGAGCCCAUGAUGGACAAAUGCAGGCAGAUGAAUCGACCCGAGGAGAGGCAACUUCAGCAGCUGGUGUGGAAUCGCAAAAAGUCGAAGAUGUUAUGAAACCCUCAGAGGCACAAACAGAGAAAAUUACCCCUGAAAAUGAAGUUCCUGCAAUUGCACCUUCCCAGCCACAAAUAGCUGAAGCAGCCCAAGAUGCGAAGGACGAGGAGCCCAUAAAGGCUCAAGAAAAAUCGAUCACAGCUGCUGCCCAAACCUCAGAGAUUGACACCGAGCUAUCGACACCUCUCCCAGUCGAAGAAGCAUUGGAGGAUACACGCAAACGGAAACGCCGCAGCCAGAGCCCAGCCCCUACUCUAGAAGAGAUUGCGCAGAGGAAGGCUCGUGCAAAGGAAACAGCCCCGCGCGUGUUGCUGAAAGACGACGGGGUCUCAGUUCCUCGCGAUGAAGGGAUCAGUGAUCCAAAGGUUGAAUAUCAAAAUGCAGCGGAGGAUCAUGCAGACAAACAACCCAUUGAGACUCAAACAGACUCGCACAAAACCCCCACCAAGCAAGACGCUCGGUUUCGCAACCUAUUUGCACCUGCCGGUGCAUCAUCCCAACCCGCCUCUCCCCCAAGAGACACCACAAUGCAUGAUGCGGACACCACCCCCGCGUUGCACCCUGCAACUUCUGCCCUCUAUAUCGACGGCCUAAUGCGCCCACUCCAGCCGACCGCACUCCGCAAACACCUGGCCAGCCUCGCGUCCGCCCCCGGAACCACAGAUUCCGAUGACAUUAUCGACUUCUAUCUCGAUGCUAUCAAAACUCACUGUUUUGUGAGUUUCACCAGUCUCGCAGCAGCCUCGCGGGUUCGUUCUGCUGUCCAUGGGACUGUGUGGCCCAACGAGCGCAAUCGCAAGAAUCUGCGAGCAGAUUUUAUCCCCGAAGAGAAGAUCAAGGAAUGGAUCGAGACAGAAGAGAAAUCCCGAGACCGCGCUGGCCCUGCUGCCCGUUGGGAGGUGCGAUAUGAGACUUCUGAUGACGGAGUCACAGCUACCCUCGCUGAGGUGGGCUCCGCUCCCUCUGGACGACGUGAAUCGGGGUUCAAUCGUACUCCUCCCUUGGGCCCCCGCCGUGAUAUUGAGCAGCUUGACCGUCGCCCUUCCAAUGCACCUCCCGCUCCCGCACCUCCGUCACGACCUGGGCAGGGGUUCAAGCCUCUAGAUGAAUUGUUCGAAUCUACCACUACAAAGCCCAAGCUGUACUACCUUCCCGUUCCACGUCCUGUUGCCGACAAACGUCUGGAUCAAUUCGAUGAGCUGAUCAAGAAGGGCACAUUUCCGCGCCGUGGUGGUGAUGAGAUGCGGCGAAUCACUUUCGAAGAUGAGGAUAAAUUUGUGGACAUCGGCCCCGAGCGAUUCGGACCUGGACCUCGAUCUGGUCCCGGACCUCGUGGGCGGGGACGUGGACGGCGUGGAGAUUCAUGGCGCUCUUAA